AUGCGGCAUCUCCUCGCCGGCGCCUGGCUGGCGCGGCAGCUCCUCCUCGCCGCCGCGCGGCCCGUCACCGUCCAGAUGACUUCGUCGACCGCCGUCGAUCCGGGCCACGCCGCUCCCGACAUGGCCGCCAUGGUUGCGGCCGGCCAUCUGAAGCACGACAACUCCGCCUGUCUGUGCGUGUGGGACGUGGACCGCACGUUAACCGGCGAGCAGGGCUCCUCUGUCGGCGCCGGCGCGCCAUGUCCAGACAACAGGCACAUGACGGGUGUGGUCGACACCGCCUACGGCGGCGGGACGCUCUCCCUUUCGCAGCUCUCCCUCAACCUGCACACCACCUUCUGCGCCGCGUGCUACAUGGGCGUCAUCUCCUCGGGGCCCGUCUCCGGCAGCGGCUCGUCCGAGAGGUACACCAUCGUCCAGAAGCUCCGCGCGGUCGGCCUGCUGGGCUUCGGCGAAGGGAGGACCGACCCGCACCCGCCGUGGAGUGACGCGCACCCGAGCUCGCCGCUGCGGGUCAACGUGCCCGAGGGGAGCAAGCAAGACGAGAUCGUCGAGAUCCUCGACUGCCACCUCGCCAGCGCGGGGAGCGGGGUGACGCUGGUGGCGGCGCGAGUCGUGUGCCACGGCGGCGGCUGCUUCUCGUGCGGGGAGCGCGUGACCUGGCUGGCGGCUGAUUAA
Emiliania huxleyi CCMP1516 is the source of this 678-nucleotide messenger RNA. RefSeq lists its product as hypothetical. The transcript is spliced from 3 exons. Bases 1 to 678 code for a protein of 225 amino acids. Lineage: Eukaryota; Haptophyta; Isochrysidales; Noelaerhabdaceae. The record is from RefSeq and is a predicted model, not a curated record.